Molecule: messenger RNA, 1251 nt
Organism: Cladophialophora psammophila CBS 110553
Lineage: Eukaryota; Fungi; Ascomycota; Eurotiomycetes; Chaetothyriales; Herpotrichiellaceae
Exons: 1
Coding region: 1-1251 (416 amino acids)
Cellular component (GO): nucleolus
Molecular function (GO): rRNA (adenine) methyltransferase activity
Source: RefSeq, a predicted model, not a curated record
AUGGCGAUCCCGUCGCAGUCUUCGUCGGCCAAGAGUAAGGCUGCUCAACGACGCAGCGCGAAAUCCAGGACGAAAUCCAGAGCAUCGUCUAGUUCGUUGAAAUCGACCCGGCCACCCCUCCUCGUGGCUUCAAAGACCUCAACAAGGACAACGACCACGAGGACAUCAAAGACUGGUCCAUUGUCGUCAUCUUUGUCCUCAUCAUCGCUCUCGUCGAGGCACACCCGCGCUCUGAUCAAUACGCACCACCUGCUCCAAAAGCGGCUCGCACGCGCGCGCUCUAGGGGCGACACCACCGAGAUACGCGAGAUCGAGGCUCAGCUUGCCGCGCAGGGCGGGCUGAAGGCGUACCAACUCGCCAGCCGGACGGGCCAGAGCGCCGAGCGGGGCGGCGACUCCAGCCGCGUGCUAGUCGGCUGGCUCGACGAGGAGCUCAGGGCUCGCAAGGCCGCUCUUGCUGUUCUUCGUAGUGGUUGUCCUGAGCCGCGGCAGGGGGAGUGGCGCGCUCAGCACACCAACGACGACGACGAUGCCGACGGUGAUGACGCAGAGCAGGAUCGCAAUACCAAGCCAACAGGGCUAAAACCGCUCAGGAUCCUGGAGAUCGGGGCGCUGAGCACGCGCAACGCCCUCAACGUCGCGGGUGUCACGAGGGUGAGGAGGAUUGAUUUACGCAGCGCGGACGAGGGCAUCGAGGAGAUGGACUUUAUGCAUCUCCCUCUCCCGCUCCCUCACGACGCGGAAGGGAAGGGACGGUGGCAUGACGAGCGAGGAUACUAUGAUGUGCUCAGCCUCAGCCUCGUGCUGAAUUACGUGCCCGACCCCAAGGCACGAGGAGCGAUGCUGAAGCGCACGGCCUUGUUCUUCGCGCCACAACCACUACCACACGGGAAGAAGGACCGAAGAACUAAGGACGACGACCGCCAGAACCAAAGGGAUGUGGACGCGGACGUAGACGCGCUGCAACAACUCCCAUGCCUCUUCCUCGUCCUGCCCUCGUCUUGCCUGCACAACAGCCGCUAUCUCACCCCGCAGCAUCUGACCGCAAUCCUCAACUCGCUGGGCUACACGCACCUGCACACAAAGACCACCCGCAAACUGCACUAUAGUCUCUGGCGCUUCGACGGGCCAAGGGCCAGAGACGAGUGGAUAAAAAGUGGUGGCGACGUGGUGUUCAAGAAGAGGGAAAUCAAUCCUGGAGGCGGCAGGAACAAUUUCUGUAUCGUGCUGGAUGAUGACCAUCUGGAGUAA